Molecule: messenger RNA, 1958 nt
Organism: Paecilomyces variotii
Lineage: Eukaryota; Fungi; Ascomycota; Eurotiomycetes; Eurotiales; Thermoascaceae
Exons: 3
Coding region: 82-1662 (526 amino acids)
Source: RefSeq, a predicted model, not a curated record
GACCUCUUGUUAUACUGAUCUUUCCAUCUCUAUCUGUCAAUAAACCGUUGCUCGACUGACAGACUAAACCACUCUCCUCCGAUGAAUUGGACUGGUGGCCGACUUCAACGGCACUCGCACAAUAAACCUGGAUCACGCUCCAGAAGACAAAAGCAGCACUUUGCGAAAGCCAGAUUAAAAGUCCAGAAGGAAUCUCAUCAACAGGAUAAUACCCCGUUCAGUUCACUGCCUGCCUGGAACCAGCUUCCAGCGACUGGGAAAGGAGACCAGGAGCAUUCUCACGUGCCAUGCUCCAGGGAGUCUGACAGCAGAUAUAUAUCCCAACGUCGAGCCAAUUCUUCAGAAGAACCUGGUCGCUCGGGAGACUCACAGACGCGGAAGGGCACAGAUGGAAACAUCACGACAGAGCACCCCGCCAGCUCUUCUCGAUUGGAUAUUCUCAAGCAAAAGUUGCUGCAAAAGAAUGACUGGGUUACAGUCUCAGUCACUCGUCCGCUAAAAAUGUCCUACGUCUCUGCUGAAGAAAGAGAGAAGGUGGGCAGGAGAAGGAAGAUAACAGAUGAUGAUCGCAAGCGUCAGAAAGCCCCAGCCCAAAGAGUCAUAUCGCCAGAGUUCUAUACCAGAAAACGGAGGAAACUUGACCACGAAGGGAAUAAGACUGGCACCCCUAGAGAUAUAAAUAUAACGAUCAGGGAUUACCGGCCAGAUACGGCUCCCUUGUCAACGGCGGCAAAAUUACAGCAUAGCCAGCAGUCCUCAGAAUCUAUGCUCUUGGACAGAGAAGAAAGGCAUAUUCCUUCGAGUAUAGUGAAGGCCAGAGAAAGAUCAAGGAGGCGAACCCAGCAAUAUCGUGCCGCAGACCAAUCUUCACUGCUUCUUGGUAGCGCUGACCAUGAGAUGGAUGGGACCAAGUAUACGCCAAGCUCUGCUCAAAACCAUCAGCGGCACUCUAUAUCAGACGAUAUUUAUUCAAAGUAUACUUCUUCAAGGAAGCUCGUGAGUGAGAAUGGCUAUGAAAGUGAUGGCUAUUCCUCCGUCGCUUCUGAGCCGGCGGAUACUGCUUCGACACAAAACUCUCCCUGCGUGUCACGGGCGACUGGCCGUCCAGUCUGUAAUCGAUUCACCAUCGAUGACCAAGUUCUUGCAGAAAGAGAAGGGAGAUUGAACAUCUCAUCGCUUCUGCGGAAUGAUGACAGACAAAGUAGCAUCUCCAGGGACAGAAGCAACCUGUUCUCUCCAUUUCUCCCCAGUCAGAUCUCAGAUGACAGGCAGACAAGGCUGUCAGUGACGGAUCGACUGUCCUUUUCCAGCAAUCAGCAGUCCGGUAGACUUCCUGCAGUAAAGCACAAAAUCUUCAGACCACUGGGGACAGGACGGGUUUCACCGGAAUCGGCAGACCAUUCUCACUCUCCAGUGAAGUUCUUUGGACAGUCUCCCCAAGAUGACCAAAUCGAAGAAAACCGCACGCGCCCAGCAGUAGUAUCCUCCAGCGACCUGUAUGCCAUAGAGAACUCGCUACAAGCCCCAUGGCUAUCCCGCUGCCAAAUACAUUUCUUCGCAAACACAGACCGACAGAUCCGCAUAAAGAUACUUGGAUUAACAACAGAUUCUCAUCUGAAAACAACCACCAUCAGCGAGAAGCGACACCGCAUUCCCUUAUAGACAAUGCCACAAUAUCAGGGAACAAACAAUGGGACCAAUCUUCGUCCGGUGAAGGCCUACCGUCGUACAUCUUCGCAGAUACAAAUACAGAUACAAAUGCAGGAUCUCCAGUGACCCAUAUAAGGAAUGAGAAAACCGCAUCUCCCCAGUUCCUCCUUCAUAGCAGCGGGAUUAAUGCACGAUCGUGUUCUACAGAUCGAUUAUCCGUGCUGCAAACUCAACCAAAUACAUCGUCCGUACCGAGAUGGAGUCCAUUUUCGCCUGGACUUUUGUCCGCUUCGCAGCAGGAACCCCAG